Molecule: messenger RNA, 3989 nt
Organism: Toxoplasma gondii ME49
Lineage: Eukaryota; Apicomplexa; Conoidasida; Eucoccidiorida; Sarcocystidae
Exons: 2
Coding region: 164-3265 (1033 amino acids)
Biological process (GO): oxidative demethylation
Molecular function (GO): oxidoreductase activity; demethylase activity
Source: RefSeq, a predicted model, not a curated record
GUUUUGCAUGUGCCUGCACAGCACCGCGUUGUGGGCCUCAAAACUGUCGGAAUAAACUCAAAGAAAGUGGAAGGGAUGUCUUAGCGUUUCGGGCUCCUCGCCCCAGACGCAGAAGUCUCUUCCUUCUCUCGAAACUCCACGCCUAUAGUCCUCCUGAAAGAAAAUGGCACUUCACAACUCGCAAGGCGCUCAACAGCGCCCGCCAACACAGCAACGAAUCGAUCCCGCGCACCCUUGUCUCUACGCUGCCUCUUCUUCCUCUUCUCCUUCUCCCUCGUUUUCUUCUUCUUCUUCCGUUUCCUCUUUCUGUUCUCCCCAUCACUCUUCCCCUUCUGAGUCGUCUGUUGCGCCUCGUUGUGGCUGCAAAGGUAUUCGUCGUUGUCUGCUUUGUUCCCCUUCUUCGCCGUCUGCGCCAGGCUUCUCCGCGGGAGCGAGCUCCUUUUUUCCGCGCGGCGAGGCCGAGUCUCUCGUGGGGAAGGCGAGAGACUCUGAAGCCGCGCUGCUGGUCGGGGAUGCGUCCGGCGACCCUGCGCUUCUCUCAGUUUCUAGAGUUUUUUUUUCUUCACCCUCUCUACACACUGAAGGCGAAAGGGAGCCGCCACAUUCUCCCCCAGCAGUCACAGUGCCUGACGCGCGACACCGCGCAGACAGGCCGCCUCCUCCCUUUUCGCGGUGUCGAUGUACAUGCAGUGGAACGCCUGGAGGAAGCCUGCAAGGAGAGUCGCUUCUGAGUUCGAUUGACGCGGCAGAAUCCAAACUCCCGGCGUCCACGAGAACCCAGGGAGAUGUCGACGGCAGACGCGACCUCGAGAGUUCCGAAAGAAGAAGAGUGACAGAACUUGCUGAGGCCGAGCAACGCGGGGAGAGAAGUCAGACGGGCGAACGCGAGAGGAAACGCGAAGCGAAGGCUUCACAGGCCGGAGAAGCGAAGCCGUUCAGAGCCGCCCACUCCACCGAGGUGAAGAAGACAGACCAAUCGCGCCUCCACUCAGAGAGAGACUAUCUGUCCCUCUACCUCCUGUGGUGCCCUCAGUGCAGAGAAUUGCACAGACAAGUCAGAGAGCCCGAGGAGCUCGACGUUCUCGAAGAAGAGGAGCGUGGAGACGAAGAGAAGAAGAGUGGAGACAAGAGGGAAACGGAAAAGAGUGGUGAACGGAGAGAAGAAGCGAAGGAAGACGCAGCGGCAACGGACGAGUUCCGGAGACUCGGGGGAGAGGAAGCAAGAGGGGAAGAAGGGAGAGAAGCCCCCCAGGCUGAAACGUGUUGCUUUCUCCGCACUGGCGUCUGUGAGCGAAUCGAAGAACCGAACGGAAACAGACGGCACUCACAAGAGUUCUCGAACGGGGAGGCGUUUGCGCGGAAGGAUCGACAGGCUUCGUCUGCCGCUUCGCUGUCUCACCCAAUCCUCACCACGAAAGACAUUGCGCGAGCUGUGGCGCGACUUCUCCAGGUCCGUGCACCCACAGAAGGCGCCUGGGCGGCUGCGGGCAGUUGCGAAGGAGAGAGAAAGGCAGGGCGAGGCGAAGGCAGACGAAGCGAUGGGGACUCGAAGACACCCAGAGAAGACGCGAGAGUCGGAGACCGCGAAGAAGGAGACAGGGGAGAGACGGGCGGAGAAGCAGAGACAGAAGAGAGCUCGCCGCACAGAGGACGUGGAUGGCGUGACGAAGUUGAACUCCAGGCACUGGAGCCUGCGACGACAAGGCGAGAUCGUGCUUUGCGCGCUCCUGUGCCUCCAGUGUCGGAGGGGAAGCCCGGGCUGUCGAGCGACCUUGAAGAAGCGCUGCUUCCUCUCCUUGGGUUGUCGGAAGCUCACAGCGACACCGAAGCCUGCGAGGAAGGAGGAGAGAAACGCGAGGCGGAAGUGGUAAUGCGAAAGAGAGAUUCCAGCCAGUUUGCCAUGCGAAGACGCGACGGCCUCGUCGAGUCUCCCUUCGGAGUGUAUCUUCUCCCCGACGCUCUGGAGCGCCAGGAGGAGGCGGCGAUCCUCGCCUGGGCAGACGGCAAUAUGGAGACAGGCGCUCAGAGCCGCGAGGCAACCCACAAGCCGCAGCCGCGAGGAGACACCCGAGAGUAUGGAGGUGACGCGAAGACAGAGCCACGCGCGGGCCUCUGGGUCCUGUCUCAAUCGGGGAGACGAAAAAUCGACUUCGGUCCCCAAGUAAACUUUAAGAAGAAACGCCUGAAACCUGGACGCUUCAAUGGAUUCCCUCCCUUCGCAAAAGCGCUUCUCUCUCAACCAGAAAACGCCUCCUCCGCACCUCCCUCGUGUUCGGAUUCCUUUCUUCCUUCGCCGGCGGAUCCCUCUUCUCCGACGGUUUCUUCCCCUCCCAGUGUCUCUUCUUCUUCCGGCGUUUCUUCGUCUCCAGAUGCUUUUUCGCCUCGCGUGGCUUGUAUUACGGAGUCUCCACGGGGCGCCGCUUCGGAUGUACGUACAUCCGGGGGCACAGGAAAACGAGGCGUCGAUCGCUUGACGCCUCCAGCGUUCCGCGCAGAGCUGCUCGCGAACUUCCAGCCGGUGGAGCUUUGCCUGCUGGAGUAUGUGCCGGAUCGCGGCUCGCAUAUCGAGGAGCACUUUGACGAUUUCUGGCUGUGGGGGCCUCGUCUUGUGACAUUCAAUCUCGCUUCCUCGACGAUUCUCUCCUUCGUCAGUCCGGUCUUCUGCGUCUCUCGCGAGCUCUUCGAGGUCGCCCGCGCCCAGAGGCUCUUCCGCAGUCACCAGUCGCCACUUUCGCCGUCGCCGGUUUUCUCAUCCGAGGCUCCAGAGACUCCACCUCUUUCUCCAGCCUCUUCCUGUUCGCCAUCUCUUUCAUCGAAAGCUGUCUCUUCGUCUGCGGUUGCUUCUUCAUCUGGCUCUUCGUCUGCUUCGUGUUCUUCCGCUGCCCCUUCGGACUCUUGCUCGCUUCCUUCUCCGGGUUUGGCGUCUGGGGAGUUCGGUCGCGUUCGCGUGGAAAUCCGCGUUUUGCUUCCGCGGCGAAGUUUGGUCGUCUUCGAAGGCCACUGUAGAUACACCUGGACGCAUGCAGUUCGCUCACACCAUAUCUUCUCGCGGCGCGUGGCAGUGACCCUGCGCGAGCUCGCUCCGGAGUUCCUUCCAGGUGGGGAGAACGAAGAAGUAGGCCAGAAGCUUCUUUCUCUGUCGGCUUUCUUCAAUGGCUCUCCCGUGAAUGCUCGCGAAGAAGCCAGGAAGGCGGAGGAGCUUGCGUCCAGAAAAACAGACACAGAGGAGACAGCUUGGAAACGCCCUCCACUCGUUUCUGCUUGACGAGGAACUGAAAGAGAGAAAAGGGAACGAAAAUCCGGAAAAGGAAGAAAUGGGGACCACACGGAAAGUGGAACAAGGAAACACACCAGAGGAGAAGGGAGGAAAUGACUGGGAGGAACCUGUGUCGAGGAACAACUGACAGAGGAAUGGCGAAAAGUCAAUAAAAGAAAGAAGCGAACGAGUGAAAAAAACAUGCGGACGACAGCAGAGAAGUCAUUCCAGACAGCUCCUCUACUGCAUAUAAAAAGAAAGUCCGGGAAAACAGGCAUAUCGCGGAAAUGUCUGUAAAUACCUCUAUCAAUAUCUUCAUCAUACAUAUCUGUCUGUAUCCGUCUGUCUCUGUCUAUACAUGUAUAUGUUCGUAACGAAUGCGGACAGAUUACAGGGAUUGACGUUUUGUUGUCUGCUGGUGCUGCGUUGUACAAAGAACUGUCCAAUUCGUUGUGUGCAUUUGCGCUGUGGUCUUGACAACUUCAGGGUCGUCUAAAUACCUACACUGUCGAGCCACACUGUUCCGUCUGUGCUGUGCAUGCAUGUGAGCAAGAGGUGCGGUUGCUUUCGAAAGGUUGUGUACAGCGUGUGUCUCAGUCCUUCGCCUCGUACGUAGUCUCGCGCGAUUGAGUUCACGUGAGAAGAGGAGUGCAUUUUCACUGGAAGUACCAGCAUUUGAAAGCUUCCGGGAAAUGUGUGCGUGGCGCGUAGACUGUGUGUUGGCUACCUCGGC